UCGUUCAAAUGACAACAAAAUUAAAAAAACAAAUUUGUGUUAAUUUAUGUUAUUAAAUGUAAUUAAAGAGUGAGCUGCAUUAAAAAAAAUGAAAGAAUACAAAAUUUCCGUCACUGAUGAUAUUAAUAAUGUUCAAAACAAAUCAAUCGUUAAAGAAAGAGAAUCUUGGGGAAACAAAAUUGAAUUUUUUCUUGCUAUUCUAAGCUAUGCUGUUGGAUUAGGAAAUGUUUGGAGAUUCCCAUACCUAGUUCAAAAAAAUGGCGGAGGUGCGUUUCUUAUUCCUUACUUAUUGACUUUGAUUACAAUGGGUAUUCCAAUAUUUUUUUUGGAGUUGGGUGUAGGCCAACGUCUUCAAAAAGGACCUUUGCAUGCUUGGAAUCAUUUGUCACCGUAUUUUGCCGGAAUUGGUUUGGCAUCCGUUAUGGUUGCGUUUUUAGUUAGUUCUUAUUACAAUAUGAUUAUCGGAUGGUGCUUUUACUAUUUAUUUAUUUCAUUUCAAAAGAACGUCCCGUAUGCCAAAUGUCCUGUUACAACAGAUCAAUUUGGAAAUAAGACUUUAGUAGAAGAAUGCAGUAAAUCAUCUCCAACUACAUAUUUUUGGUACCGUGUUGUACUUAAUUCAAGUGAUAGUAUAGAGGAUAGCGGUAUUUUUAAUUGGAAGUUGUGUUUAUGUUUAUUACUUGCAUGGGUUGUAGUGUAUCUUACUUCAUUCAAAGGAACAUCAUCUAUGGGCAAGACGGUCUAUUUUACUUCUCUGUUUCCGUACGUAGUAUUAACAGCAUUUUUUAUACGCAUGGUUAUGUUGAAAGGCUCUUAUACAGGGAUUAAGCAUAUGUUUACUCCUAAGUUUGAAAAACUCAAAAAUGCCGAAAUUUGGCUUGAUGGAGCUUCACAAAUCUUUUAUUCUCUGGGACUUGGUUUUGGAGGUUUGAUAUCAAUGUCAAGUUACAAUCAUAUUAAUAAUAAUAUAAUGAGAGAUACAAUAAUGGUUUCCAUCAUUGAUUGCGGAACAUCAAUUUUUGCGGGAACUGUCAUUUUUGGAAUCUUGGGUUAUAAGGCCACAUUUAAUUACGAACUAUGUUUAAAAGAGAACUUAAAACAUGGCACAAAUAGAACCUGCGACCUAAAAGUAUUUUUAGAUCAGGUAGCGGAAGGUCCUGGUUUAACGUUUAUUGCAUUUACAGAAGCAAUGUCAACAAUGAGUGGGACACCAUUUUGGAGCGUCUUAUUUUUUAUAAUGUUACUUACGUUGGGGAUAGGAACAAUGAUUGGAUCUGUUGAAGGAGUGAGAACCACUCUUAUUGAUUUGAAGUUUAUUUCAUUAAGAAAAGAAUUGGUUCAUUUAAUUUUAUGUUCGAUCUUGUUUUGUUUGGGACUGCUGUUUUGUCAAGGAUCUGGUAUCUAUUGGUUACAGAUGUUUGACACUUAUUCUGCGAGUGUAUCCUUGCUAGUGAUUGCAUUGCUUGAAUCUUUUAUUGUUGUUUAUGUCUAUGGAAUUAAAAACUUUGAAGACGAUAUUGAGUUUAUGUUAGGAAAACGACCAAAUUUUUUUUGGAAAUUUGGAUGGUGUGUUACAGCACCUCUGCUAAUUGUUUCUAUUUUGAUCGCUUCAUUGUAUGGAUUAUUUUCAAAAACAAUUACGUACAAUUCGUGGAACAGCUUUCAAUUUAGAGUUGAGAAGAAAUCUUACCCAAGCUGGGGAAUCGCCUUCAGUUUUUUUCUGUUGUUUAUUUCAGUAGUAAUUGUCCCGUUAACUAUGCUCUUUGUUAAACUUGGAUGGUUUAAAAUCAAGAAAAAAGUUGACUGGAAUAAUGAAGAUUUUGAUAUGUCAUCAAAUCCUGUUAAGCCUUUAAUAAAAUCAAAAGAUGAAGAAUAGAGACUUAAAGAUUUUUUUUACAUUCUUUAAAAUAUUUUUACAAAUUUUUCAUGUAUCGAGAGUAAAAUAUAUAGAACUAUUUAUGCAGUUAUAACACAAAAAAAACAAAAAACAUCAUGUUAUUAUAUUUAUUUAGGGAUUAUCAAUGCAUGUACACUAGCAUGGGAGGCAAAUUUUA
Molecule: messenger RNA, 2054 nt
Organism: Hydra vulgaris (swiftwater hydra)
Lineage: Eukaryota; Metazoa; Cnidaria; Hydrozoa; Anthoathecata; Hydridae
Product: sodium-dependent neutral amino acid transporter B(0)AT2
Biological process (GO): sodium ion transmembrane transport
Cellular component (GO): plasma membrane
Source: RefSeq, a predicted model, not a curated record